Messenger RNA from Enterospora canceri, 948 nucleotides. Lineage: Eukaryota; Fungi; Microsporidia; Enterocytozoonidae. The record is from the annotation of a GenBank genome assembly.
AUGGAUCUGGUGAAUGGAGUCUACGAGUACGAGGUGGAGCUGGAAGAUGGACAUGAGAGCAUCAUCAACGUCUUUCUAUCCAAUAUCAGGCGGCCACUCCUAGAGGAUGAGUCAGUCCUAUACGACGAAGAUGGAAUGGUGGUGGUCAUGAAUGACUCAUUGGUGAAAUACGUCUGUGACCAGGAAAGCAGGUACAUAAUACGAUAUGACGGUAGCAAGUUUAUCAGAAAUAAGGCAAUAUGGAUUAGUACGGCUGAAAUCAAAUACGAGGGUGAAAUACUCAAAAUAUUCUACAGGGGUGAAAUAGACAUAAAUAGCAGUAAAAUGCCUGAGAAAGGAGGGGUAGUGGAAUACUACUACAAUGGUAGAAGGAUAAGUGUGGAUGUACUGGUUGAAUAUGAGAGAGAAGAGAUGGCAGGGGUAGUCAGGGAAGUAGAAAAUACUGGAGACUACCCAAAUAGAAGUAACCAUAAAUUAAGUAUGAAACUGAAGAAAUCCACCACAAAUAACAAGCACUACGAUAAGUUGAUUCCAGUAUUCUACAACUCCAUAACUAACGGUAGAAAGAGUACAAUCUGCUACAGUCUUCUUCAGCACAACAAAAUAGCAAACUAUUUCACAUUCUUCAUCAACUGUGGGAGAGUCAGGGUAUUCAUCACCAGCAGAUUCAUCAACACCGUCGAAAUGAACAACCUGAUUCAGUCUGACAAAUUGGAUCCAGAAGCCAUCAUGGCCAUACCAAAAGAGAGCAGUAGAAUCCAGUUCAAUCGGAAUCCAAUCAACAUCACCAACAAGUUUGAUCAAUACAUGAAUCUGGUGGUAGCACCUGAUCAGCUGAUUGGCGGCUACUCCUCUGAUCUGCUGCUGAACAAGGAUGUUGAAAUAUCCCACCCAAAUCCAUUCAUCAUUUUGAUCAAACUGCUGUACAGCCUGAAACCAUGCCCCUGA